This is a messenger RNA of Talaromyces stipitatus ATCC 10500, 2466 nucleotides long. Its product is annotated as decapping enzyme Dcp2, putative. Gene Ontology annotation, biological process: deadenylation-dependent decapping of nuclear-transcribed mRNA; nuclear-transcribed mRNA catabolic process, nonsense-mediated decay. The transcript has 2 exons. The record is from RefSeq and is a predicted model, not a curated record. The coding region runs from base 1 to 2466 and encodes 821 amino acids. Gene Ontology annotation, cellular component: P-body; cytoplasm. Lineage: Eukaryota; Fungi; Ascomycota; Eurotiomycetes; Eurotiales; Trichocomaceae. Gene Ontology annotation, molecular function: 5'-(N(7)-methylguanosine 5'-triphospho)-[mRNA] hydrolase activity; RNA binding; manganese ion binding.
AUGACAGAAACAAAAUUACGUCUCGAAGAUUGGCUAGAUGACCUGUGUGUUCGAUUUAUCAUAAACUUACCUCGAGAAGAGCUUGAAUCGGUGGAGCGUAUAUGCUUUCAGGUCGAAGAAGCGCAAUGGUUUUACGAGGAUUUCGUCCGGCCACUUGACCCCGCCCUGCCUUCCCUAUCGCUCAAGGCGUUUGCGAUGCGGAUAUUCCAGCACUGCCCGCUCAUGUCGGAAUGGUCCGAAUACCAUCAUGCUGCAGCGUUUUCGGAGUUUCUCGCGUACAAGACUCGUGUUCCCGUCCGUGGAGCUAUCUUAUUGAACCACGAUAUGGAUAAAGUUGUGCUGGUCAAAGGUUGGAAGAAGAAUGCUAAUUGGAGCUUCCCGCGUGGAAAAAUCAACAAAGAGGAAAAGGAUCUCGACUGUGCUGUGCGAGAAGUCCUUGAAGAAACUGGCUAUGACCUGAAGGCUGCCGGUCUUGUCAAGGAUGAGAAGCACAUGAAACACAUUGAAAUUACCAUGCGGGAGCAACAUAUGAAGCUCUACGUCUUUCGCGGUGUUCCUAUGGAUACUGUAUUUGCUCCUCAGACCAGAAAGGAAAUCAGUAGGAUCGAAUGGGUGAAUUUGUCCGACCUACCGACUGUCAAGAAAAACAAGCAACACGAUGCUGUAAAUGCAAACAAAUUCUAUAUGGUCGCCCCAUUCCUUAAUCCUUUAAAGAAAUGGAUCUCUCAGCAGCGGAAAUUGGAUGCCAAGAACAAUUUCGCAUCUAUGGCAUACACUGAGGGCGAGACGUCGAUGGACGAAGGCUUUGUCUCCGCUAAUAAUGGGUUUACACCGGUUCAAGCUCAUAUUCAGCCUGCUAUCCCUAGUGAGCUCCCCAAGGUCACUCCUACGCUAGAUGUCUCGUCGCAUUUGAAGCGUCUUCUGAAUAUUGGUGGCCCUGCCGCCUCACCAUCAACCACUUCGCCACCCACCGAUCCAUCCAAGUCUAACGCCUUGCUUUCAUUGUUGAGGAGUGGAACAAGCGGUACCUCUAUACUUGCUUCUGGAACGCCCCAGCAGAGUACACAACAGCCACCUGUUUCUCAUAAAGCUCCAAACCUCCUGAACCAGGUACUCAACCCUGUCGGCGGUAUGAGGAAUCAGAUAAACGCGCCAUUCCAGCCUAGUUUGGCACCUUACCAGAGAACGGGAGAUCCUCUGUUCGCUCAGCGAGCAGGUCAAGUUCAAACUCAAGGGCAGAUUGUACCUCCCGCAAGCAAGUUACCACCUCCAAAAUUGACGAGUCAUUCCCUGGCUUUGUUGAACGUCUUGAAGGGAAACCAGCCAGAAGGCAUAUCCGCGACUAAGGCUGUAGAACUUGCUGGGCAGCCUGUACAGCCUGUCCAGCCUGCUCCAAAACAAAUUCUUCAGCGUCCGACGUCCCUCGGUAAUAGUACUGCGCCUGCAAAGAUAACAGAAAGGAAACCCCCAGAUGCUCUUACGUCUGCCACAGUUUCUGGACCUCUGCGAACGCCAGACUUUGACAAAACCCCAAAAUCAAAUCGCGGGGUGCCCCCUGGUGCGCGUGGAAAACGACCCCAGCAACAAGCAUCUCCAGUUAGGAUUCUCUCCCGACCUCCAUCGGCGAGGAAAGAUAUGUCGACGGCCCCACCGAGUAAAGGUGUGUCAACACCCCCUGCGCAGACUUCAACAUCAGCGUCGCUCUCUCUCCAAGAGAUCAUAUCACGAUCGAAAAUCAUACUCUCUGAUAUCGGAAUACCUAGCGCGUAUUUAUUUGGUUCUUACGCGAAAGGCGAACAGACAGAAGACAGUGGCAUCGAUAUCGCGUUAGAAUUUGGGGAGAAACUCAGACUGCCAGAUUGGCCUAAGAUAGCAGAUGCAAAGGAAGAACUUGAGAAGGCAUUCAGUAAGAAGGUCGAUUUAACUGUCUGUCCAUCGAAAGACUUCUAUGAAAAAAUAAAGGACCAUAUGAUAGUGCUGGUGGAACCCAAGACCUUCCAACCGACAAUCUUGCGCCGAUCCGAGAAAUUGGACCUUAACUCACUUCUACCUGUUCGAACGACACAUGAGCUACCUCAAGAGUUGAGUGAUAUUCCACUUAGACAGAAAUCUGCGGUACCUCCUGGGAACAAGGUUACUCAGCCAAACUAUGACCGACGCCCUAGCCAAACUGCGGCACAGAAAGAAACCUUGCUCUCUCUUUUCGGGAAGUCCCCCCCUACAAAGACCUCUCUAUUGGCUUCCUCUAUGGAGCAUCCAAUUGCAAGCAGCCCAUUCAACAAUGCUACGCCCUCUCCUUCACUUUCAGGAGCUGAACCGACCGUUCCAGCUGGCGCCGUGCCCAGCAUUGAUAGCGCAUCGGACUAUGGCUCUCGAACUCCUGGAGCUGCGCAGCGCAUGAAAUCACCAGAUAACAAAGCAUUUUUGCUGGGAUUCCUUCAGAAUGUAGCUGAAAGGAAGAAAUAA